CGCCAUUUUGUUUCAAAGGCUUUCCGUCUUUCUUCUCUUUCUUCAUUUGUGUUUACAUUGAAUAUGCUAUGAAUUUGCUAGUUUUGCCACUGUAAUUUUAAUAAAAUAACACUUAUAGGGGUUGCUCCGCACCAAAUCGUUGUUACAAUGAUGCCAAAGGCUUUCACACGUUUCGUUUUCCGUCUGACGUACAUUAUAGACGUACCAAGUGGAAACCAACUUCCGACUUUUAAGGCUAUGUGAGUUGAUAUUUUCAAUUUCUAUCAUGGAUAUGUCGCUGGCUACCGCUGGCCUUGAUUGGGCACGCAGUGUGGACGCAGCCAUGGACCAACGCAGCCAAGCUUACCAGGCUGGGCCAGCGACUCGACCAAUAUGUGGAAGCAGGACUGAAAUUUUUAAACAGGUGCGUUUGGAAUGUGUGGUGAGUUUAUUGAAGGCAGCUGUGGCUCCACUCAGCUCAUUCAUAAUGGAGGCACUUGCUCUGAAUCACCCUUUAACGGCCGCCAUUCGCCAACAACUGCAACUGGUUCCAAGCAAAAUGGUGCUGAAAAGUAUCAAUUCAAUGAAACCUACAACACCGACCAUGAUGUGGAGGACGAUGAGGAAGAGCCGGCCGGGGAUUGAGACCUAGAGGGUGUGGAAGAGGCUGUCGAGGAGGCUGUUGAAGAGGCUGUCGAAGAGGCGAGUGGAGAGGCUUUCUGAAGGAGGCUGAGGUUCUAAAUAAGCUGGAGCAAGUGAGUAAGUUUUACUGGAGCAAUUUAGUGAGAUGGAGUACUCAGAGAUUUGGGCACAGUCUUUAUUAUGAUUGAGUGAUUCAAUCAAUUCAUAAAUAUGAACAUUUUGAUUUUUAUGAGAAAGUGAAUUUUUGAAAUACAAUUAGGAAAAUUAAAUUUGGAAAAACAAAUUUGAGAAUUUUCAAAGGAAAAAACAAAAAUAUUUCUAGGAGAAAAAGGUUUUGAUUUUGAAAUGUGGAACAGAAUCUAUUAAACUGUCAAAUAAGGAAUAGUUUCAAUUGAUUUGAAAUGAUAAUGAUGAUGAUUGAAAAAUAGAAAUACUGGUAAUAAUAUUAACAACUGAUUAAUAAUGAUUAAACAUUUUGUUCAUAAUUAUCAUACAGAAAUAGUAUUGCCUAAAUUGAAAAAAAUGGUCAAUUGUUUAAUAUUUUUUCAUUGAUUGAUGAUGCUUGAUUGACAGAGCUUAGUUGUGGAGAGGAUAUUCUUUCAAGUUAAUUAUUUAAAAAUCACUCUCUCAUUCCGCAUAAAAAUGAAUUUUCCAUUCUGCUUUAUUCCAACGAGAGUUCCAUUAAAGCUAUUAUAUAUUUUAAGAGUCCUACACCAAAAUGAUGUCCUGGCCAAAUGCUUAGAUGAUGAACUAAUCAACAAAAAAUAUUUUUCAACCAAAAGAUGGUUCUGAAUAGAAAACUGUAGCAUUGAGAGAGAGAGAGAGAUUGAGAAACAGGAAGGGAUUUGAGCAUGAAUUAUGUUUAGAUUUAUACUAUUGCUAUUUCAAUAAUAUUGAAUAUUUAUUUGAAUAAUAUUGUUAUUUAUUAAUAAUUCAAUAACACUAAGCCUCUGCACUCAGGUUUUUUCAAACCUUGCAGAGACUUGCUGUUUAAUAUAUUUAUAUUUAAUCCAAUUUGAUGGUAUUUCAUUCUUCAUGUUAAAUUGUAUUAUAGUUUUUUAUUACCAUUGUCAUUGAAAUUAUGUUUAUAUUAUUAUGUUAUAUUGUUAUGCAUUCACAUUUUUACCUAUUCAUUUUUCAUUGUAUAUUGAAUUUUACUUCUUUUUAACCAUUGUCACUUGUAAUUAUGUUUAUAUUGUUAUGUUAUAUUAUUACAUCAUAUUGGUAUGUAUUAUAUUAAUAUCUUAACCUAUCUGUUGGUAUUUCAAUUAAUAUUAUAUAUUACUUUUUUACAACCAUUGUCAUUGUAAUUAUGUUUUUAGGGAAAAUAAAGAUUUGAUUUAAUUUGAUAUUGCAGUUUGGUGGUUAACUCAUUAUUGAUUGAACAGCAGUAAUUAGAGCAUUUCAGAGAAAAGCUACCUAGUUGAAUUACGUUCUUUGAGCAACCUGGAAGGUAAUACUAGUACUUGUCUACAAAUCAGCUUGUUUUUCGGAAAAGUAGGGAGUUGGAAGUUCUAGACUUAUCUGAAUUUCGUAAUCAUUCAUUGUACGUUGGUUGGAACAAAAAUGGUUCAUUGUCGACUUUGGUCAACAGCUGAGAGAGUUUACCUCGACCACAUAGUAAACCCUCUGUACCACUCAGCAAACCACAACAAAACCUUCCAACAACACCACACAGCUUGAGCCAACAACUUACAACAGGUGAUCACAGGGGGGGGGGCGAAUAAGCAAACAGUGUGAUUAAAAUUAUUUGGGGGAGGGUUCAAAACAAUUAUUGGUGGUAAAUAAAAAAUAUUUGGUUGGGGGGGAUUUGUAUACUGUAUUUGAGGUAUUCAGGGGGUGGUAUAAAAGCGGGGUAUUCAGAGUGGAUGUACUAAAUUUGGGGUAUUCAGGGGGUCUUUGAGCUUGCAGUGGGGAUUGGACAAAUAUUUACUUUGAAAUGCAAAUACCUUGACUGGCCCACACAGGUGGCCUCUGCCUCAAGGCGGCCUCGGGCGCCUCAAGGCCGCCUUCAGGCCUCAGACUCACAAAGUGUGUGGAACCGAUACUUACAUCACAUUCAACAGUUUCUCAUCACAAUGAUACCUCUACCACAACUGGUUGACAAAAAAAAUUCCCCAAAACCCUAUCAUCCAAAAACCUUGGAGCAUUCAAUCCUCCAUAUUCAUGAUAAUGCAGCAACAUCUGAACGUUCAAACUGUAGAAAUUCCUCUCAGAGAACAACAAAAGCAAGUCAAGAAUGAACCGAUUUGUUCCACCCAACAUACAAAAGUUACUCUACCAUAAAAAAUCCAGUUCCAUCUGUUUAAAAGCAAUGUAUUUGUCUGGUACAAUGACUGUACCAGACAUUCAUCUGAACCUCCCUCAAAUUUAUGAAAUAUCCUCUGCUUUGGCCAUCAAAAGAUCAACUGAUUUUUUGAAAAAUAUAUUUUGGCCUAUCAGACUUAUCAGUCAACUAGGCUGAAAUAAGGAAACCUGUCCAGGAAAUGCUCAAUAGUAAUUCAACUAUUCUUGGAUGAAAGAAGUUUUGGUUCCUGAAUCAUGCAUGGUUGGUUAUAUGAUUACUGUUUACUGUAAAAGACUGAAAAUAUUCCUAAUAAUUGAACCCUACAGAUCUGUUUUUCUUUUUGGAGGACUUUGUAUUAAUAAAUUAAACUAUUCAAAAUGACAAAUUUCAGUUGAAAAUGACAAAUUUCAGAUAGUAAAUAGAAAUUGUGGGCUCUUGAACAAUCUUGACAAAUAUGAAGCUAUGAAACUUAUUUACUGUGAAAAAACAAAAUUUCCCCAAAUAGUCGAAUAAUUUAAACAGUUUUAGGAUAAUAUGGUAAAAUGAUAUUGAGAGGGUAUUAAGGUCAAGUCAAGGUCGAGUCGUGGCCAAGUCAGAGUCAGUCAGUGGUCAAGGUGGAAGUCAAGAUUGAACCAGAGCCUCAAUUUUCUACUUGAAACAUUGCAAUUAUCUGUCUUGGAGUUUGCAGACUUGAAACUGCAAUUAUCUGAAGGUAGAGUGCUUUCAUUAUUCUAUUGAUUUAUGGGAUUGGCCAAUGCUA
This is a messenger RNA of Nilaparvata lugens (brown planthopper), 3668 nucleotides long. RefSeq lists its product as uncharacterized. Bases 266 to 631 code for a protein of 121 amino acids. The record is from RefSeq and is a predicted model, not a curated record. Lineage: Eukaryota; Metazoa; Arthropoda; Insecta; Hemiptera; Delphacidae. The transcript is spliced from 4 exons.